UUUUUGUGUUCGGUCAGACAAAGAAAGAGAUCGAGUUUAGGUUGUUAGGUUUCUCUUAGUCGUGCCAAAACACAGUCGGAAAAAUGAAUGUAUGGCUACCGCUGGAGUCAAACCCUGAGGUGUUGUCCAACUACUUAGUCAAACUGGGAGUUUCUCCGCUUUGGAAUAUCGUUGAUAUCUAUGGAAUGGAUGACGAAGUUCUAGACAUGGUUCCGAAGCCGGCAAAGUCGCUGAUUUUUCUAUAUCCUUGCUCUAAAGCGUAUGAAGAUCUUCGCGCUAAGGAAGACGAAGAGUUGAAGGAUCAAAAUAUUGAGCACCCGAAGAGUCUCUUUUUCACCCGACAAUAUGUUCACAACGCUUGUGGUACGAUUGCUUUGAUUCAUGCCGUUCUCAAUAAUCCCGAUAUUGAAAUAGAGGAAGGAAGCGUACUGAAAAAUUAUUUCAACGAAGUCAAGGAUCUAUCACCCAAGGAACGUGGUGAACUGUUGAACAAAUGUACUGAAUUUAAGAAAACGCAUGAAGAAAAUGCAUUGCAGGGUCAAACUGCUGCUCCAGAUAUAAACGAUGCAGUUUAUCAUCACUUCAUAGCGUUUGUUCACGUAGAUGGUAAAUUGUACGAAUUAGAUGGGCGGAAGAACUUCCCUAUUGAGCACGGAUCCACGACUCCGGAAACGUUGCUGAAGGAUUCAGUGAAAGUGUGCAAAAAAUACAUCGAAGUAGAUCCGUCAGAAGUACGCUUCACGCUACUAGGACUAGCGCCAACUCAAUAAAAUAGUUAUUCAUGAACGGACUUGCUUUUGAACAUCAAACCAAAAAAAUGCUUGUGAAGCUAACGAAUGCAUUAAUGCUUAACUGAACUGAGGAGACCAACAUCUGCUUUUAAUUAUAUUGUGACCGAGGCGUCCUUUUUGAAUAAUUAGAAAUAAAAACGCAUCAUAUGCUUUUGUAUUUGUCAAU
Molecule: messenger RNA, 957 nt
Organism: Anopheles nili
Lineage: Eukaryota; Metazoa; Arthropoda; Insecta; Diptera; Culicidae
Gene: Uch
Product: ubiquitin carboxyl-terminal hydrolase
Exons: 4
Coding region: 84-770 (228 amino acids)
Biological process (GO): ubiquitin-dependent protein catabolic process; protein deubiquitination
Cellular component (GO): cytoplasm
Molecular function (GO): cysteine-type deubiquitinase activity
Source: RefSeq, a predicted model, not a curated record